AUGAAAAUACAGCCAUUGAAAGGCGAGGGAGUAUUGUCCUGCCUGAGCUUGCACGGUGUUCAACCUGGAGUUUGUCUGGUGAGUAAUUGCACUCGAAAAUCAGCCCUUUUGAAUCGUAGGAAGGAACGGGGAUCGAGUCUAUUCAUCCUCUGGGUGUAUCAGCUAUCCCCGGUUCAAGUGGGAGCAUUGACAACGAAUAUCGUACAACCCGAUACUAUAAAACCGGGGAAAUCCUGUAUUGGGGAUAUAGCCUGUGGAAUAAUAUCCAUUUCACACCUUAUUUCCCGUAGAUCCCUUUUGCCAAACCGGGAUCUGACAUUCGGCUAA
Molecule: messenger RNA, 327 nt
Organism: Morchella importuna
Lineage: Eukaryota; Fungi; Ascomycota; Pezizomycetes; Pezizales; Morchellaceae
Exons: 2
Coding region: 1-327 (108 amino acids)
Source: RefSeq, a predicted model, not a curated record